Nilaparvata lugens (brown planthopper) is the source of this 1206-nucleotide messenger RNA. RefSeq names its product 39S ribosomal protein L19, mitochondrial. The record is from RefSeq and is a predicted model, not a curated record. Gene Ontology annotation, biological process: translation. Lineage: Eukaryota; Metazoa; Arthropoda; Insecta; Hemiptera; Delphacidae. The coding region runs from base 214 to 1137 and encodes 307 amino acids. Gene Ontology annotation, molecular function: structural constituent of ribosome. Gene Ontology annotation, cellular component: ribosome; mitochondrial large ribosomal subunit. The transcript is spliced from 6 exons.
AUGCCGGAACGAAAGCGGAUCCGGUGAAAACAUCGAUAUUUUAUAACAGUAGUCGAUACCUACACUAGUCGACAAAUUAGCGCUCAACUAAUAAUUGUUCAUGACUUUUGAGGUUAAGUAAGAUAGAUCAAUAAUUUUAAUAUUUUUCUAUUGUAUUAUUUUUUAAAAUCAUGAUUUGAAAUUUAUUAUUAUCAUCAAGAUCAAAUUGAAAAUAUGUCUCUCACGCGGUCUCUACGGCAAGGGUUUUGGAAGAACAUUGUUUCAGCCAGGAAGAAUGUUGCAGACCACAACCUAUCACGAAUGAUCAGCAGCACUGUCUCCAACAAGGAAGCCCAACUGGCUGAAGGAAAGUCACCAGAAACGGCAACAACAACUGAUUCACGAUCAUCGGUUCCUCUCAACAGAGCCAGAUUCGUUUAUCCGGAAUUCCUGCCUGAUCCCAAAAUAGAAUGGAGAAACUUGAUCAGAGAAAAGCUAGAAAGAAGUGACAUGAUGAAAAGGAGGCGGAAUAUUGAUAUCCCUGAAUUUUAUGUUGGCAGCGUAUUAGCUGUUACAUCGUCACACAUUCAUGCACAGAAGAAAGUAAGCCGCUUUGUGGGUAUUUGCAUUCAGAGACUGGGAUGUGGUCUCAGAUCUCGAUUCGUGCUGAGAAAUAUAAUCGACAAUCUAGGUUGCGAGAUAGAGUUCUUCAUGUACGACCCCACCAUACAGAAGAUAGACGUUUUGAAGUUGGAGAAACGUCUUGAUAAGGACCUGCAGUACUUGAGGGAUGCUCUCCCUGAAUACAGUACGUUUCCCCUGGAUAUGGAGCCUGUACCACUGCCUGAAGGAUCUCCGGUGCCUGUUAAUGAUAUCAAGGUCAAAAUGAAAGGUAAACCGUGGACGCAAAAAUGGGAAAAGAAAGGUCUGCUGGGCGUGGAGAAAUUGGAAAUAUCCGAGAAGAAUCUGAUCAGAUUGGCCAGGGCUGCCAAGCCCUGGGAAAAGCAUGACUUGAUGCUCGAAUACAGAAAAACUAUACCCGAAGAGGAACAAAAGGAAAUAUUUUCAGAAGUUUAUUCUGAGUUGCACCAGCUUGAGCUAACCCGUAAGAAAAUGAAGAGGAAGAGAAUGUUUGUUAAACCUGUCAAAAGUUCUUAGAUCAUUUUGAAUAGAUUUUCUAUAAUGUUUAGUUAGUAAAGUUAAUAAUAAAUAACUUCAAGAACUAUG